CCGCGUCUGUGUGUCGUUAUGGCAACCGUGUGCCAACCUCCUGUCUGUAGACGGAAACAACAGACUGCCACUAGUUCGAGUUCAAGAGUAGGUCUGUUACUCAUCUUAGAAAACAGAAAAUUACACGACUGUCAUCGCAGCAAUGUCACAAUACAGAGCCUCAGAAACGAAGAGGGAACAAUUUAGGAGAUACCUUGAAAAAUCUGGGGUCCUUGACACAAUAACAAGUGUUUUAGUGGCUCUUUAUGAAGAGGCCAAUAAACCUGACGAUGCUUUGGAUUUCAUAAAGCUUCACCUCGGGGCGACGGGUCCGGAGCCGGUGGACGCUCAGGCUCUUCGCAUGGAGCUUUCUGACCUACAGCAGAAAUGCAACCUGCUCAUGGAGGAGAACAAAGAGUUGAGGAACAAGCUGAUGCAGUAUGAACCAGCGCCUGACGGGGAGGCAGCCGAGUAGUUGCUCGCUAAUAAUAUAAGGUUUCUUUUAUUUUGUAGAGUAUGUAAAUGUUUAUUACAUAAUAUUUAAUGUACAGUGAAGACUGAAAACACUGGUAGUUUUUGUUGUAUUUGUUCAUGAAUAAAAAUGUUUUGUUUUUUCAGCAUCA
Mugil cephalus (flathead mullet) is the source of this 602-nucleotide messenger RNA. Its product is annotated as MYC binding protein. The record is from RefSeq and is a predicted model, not a curated record. The transcript has 5 exons. Gene Ontology annotation, cellular component: nucleus. Gene Ontology annotation, biological process: regulation of DNA-templated transcription. Gene Ontology annotation, molecular function: transcription coactivator activity. The coding region runs from base 143 to 454 and encodes 103 amino acids. Lineage: Eukaryota; Metazoa; Chordata; Actinopteri; Mugiliformes; Mugilidae.